This is a messenger RNA of Vombatus ursinus (common wombat), 2386 nucleotides long. RefSeq names its product F-box and leucine rich repeat protein 19 (gene FBXL19). Gene Ontology annotation, biological process: protein demethylation; regulation of transcription by RNA polymerase II. The record is from RefSeq and is a predicted model, not a curated record. The transcript is spliced from 12 exons. Lineage: Eukaryota; Metazoa; Chordata; Mammalia; Diprotodontia; Vombatidae. Bases 97 to 2136 code for a protein of 679 amino acids. Gene Ontology annotation, molecular function: protein binding; histone demethylase activity; DNA binding.
UGCUCCAGCCUCCAGAGGAGGCUGUGCAGCCUCAGGGGGCCGUGGACCCCGGAGUUCUGAGCACCCAGCGCCCUCCACCCCCUGUCCCCACUGCUGAUGGCCGACGACCCACCGGGAGCUUCCGAGAAGGGAGAGAUGGCUCCUGGGACACGUGUGAGGUUGGGGAGAGCCUGGGGAGAGCUGCAUUUGGAGAUCGAGGGGAAGAGUCAGGAGCUUCCUGAGCCCUCGGCGUUGCUGACGCCCCCAAUGUCGUCCAGCGGCCGGGGGCCGGGGGCCGGAGCGCGCAGACGCCGAACCCGCUGCCGGCGCUGCCGGGCCUGUGUACGGACCGAGUGCGGGGACUGCCACUUCUGCCGGGACAUGAAGAAAUUCGGGGGUCCUGGGCGAAUGAAGCAGUCCUGUCUGCUCCGCCAGUGUACUGCUCCCGUGCUGCCCCACACAGCUGUGUGUUUGCUGUGUGGAGAGGCUGGAAAGGAGGACACAGUGGAGGGAGAAGAGGAGAAAUUUGCUCUGAGCCUCAUGGAGUGUACAAUCUGCAAUGAGAUCGUCCACCCAGGCUGUCUCAAGAUGGGAAAGGCCGAGGGUGUCAUCAACACUGAGAUCCCAAACUGCUGGGAGUGUCCUCGAUGUACCCAGGAAGGCAGGACCAGCAAGGAUUCUGGGGAGGGGCCUGGACGAAGGAGAGCUGACAAUGGGGAGGAGGGGCCGGGGCUGGGAAGCGGCUGGAAGCUAACCGAGGAGCUGCCACCACCCCUCCCCCGACGAAAAGGCCCCCUGCCUCCAGGGGCUCCCUCAGACGAUGGCCCUGGACCUCAGAAGCGGAAAGAGAGAGAGGUGGGGAAUGAACCCCCCACACCUAGGAAGAAGAUAAAAGGAGGAAGAGAGAAGCACCUGAAGAAGAAACCAAAGCCCCCUUCGGCAUCUCCUGAGGGUCCUGCGGCCCCAGCCCCUUCCCCACAGCGGGAAAAGCUGGAGCGUUUCAAGCGGAUGUGCCAGUUGCUCGAGCGGGUGCCAGAUACUUCAUCAUCUUCCUCAGACUCAGACUCGGAUUCAGACUCAUCAGCUACGUCCCUCAGUGAGGAUGAGGCCCCUGGGGAGGCCCGAAAUGGGCGACGGCCCCCACGGGGCAACUCUGGGGAGAAGGAGAACAGGGGUGGCCGUCGGGCCUGGCGGCCUGGGAGUGGGGGCCCUCUGCUGAGCUGGCCCUUGGGUCCUGCACCCCCACCCCGCCCCCCACAGCUUGAGAGACAUGUGGUGAGGCCGCCACCACGAAGCCCAGAGCCGGAUACGUUGCCCUUGGUAGCGGGGCCUGACCACCCUCUACCACGGGCUGCCUGGCUUCGAGUCUUCCAGCACCUUGGGCCCAGAGAAUUGUGCAUCUGCAUGAGGGUCUGCCGGACCUGGAGCCGAUGGUGCUAUGACAAACGUCUGUGGCCCCGAAUGGACCUGAGCCGAAGAAAAUCACUAACCCCACCAAUGCUGAGUGGUGUGGUCAGACGGCAACCCCGGGCCCUGGAUCUCAGCUGGACAGGAGUUUCUAAGAAGCAGCUCAUGUGGCUCCUGAACAGGCUGCAAGGCUUGCAGGAGCUGGUGCUGUCGGGCUGCUCUUGGCUCUCAGUCUCAGCAUUGGGCUCAGCCCCGUUGCCUGCACUGCGGCUUUUGGACCUCCGUUGGAUUGAGGAUGUUAAGGACUCCCAGCUCAGGGAGCUACUGUUGCCUCCACCCGACACCAAACCAGGCCAAACAGAGAGCAGGGGACGGCUGCAGGGGGUGGCUGAGCUGCGCCUGGCUGGCCUGGAGCUGACAGAUGCCUCCCUCCGCCUUCUCCUACGCCAUGCUCCCCAGCUCAGUGCCCUUGACCUCAGCCACUGCGCCCAUGUUGGGGAUCCCAGUGUCCACCUCCUCACAGCCCCCACCUCCCCACUCCGGGAGACCCUUGUUCACCUCAACCUAGCGGGUUGCCACCGCCUCACGGAUCAUUGCCUCCCGCUCUUCCGACGAUGCCCCAGACUUCGACGCCUGGACCUUCGCUCCUGUCGCCAACUCUCACCUGAAGCCUGUGCCAGGCUGGCAGCUGGAGGUCCCCCUGGUCCCUUCCGAUGCCCUGAGGAGAAGCUGCUGCUCAAGGACAGCUAGUGGGGUGCCCCCCAACUUCCCCCAGGACUUGCAAGCCUUUAUCUUGGGGCCCCUUUCCCCAUCUCCCCAAUCCAUCACCCAGGGGCUGGGUCUCUCUACCUUCUGACUUGAUUCUCCCACAUAGAGACUCAAGAACAACCCUCAACCCCCUGCACUGAUAUAUCCCUGGGGGUUAAUGUCUUCUCCUCCCAUGCCCCUGCCUACUUCAUUGUCCUGGGGGAAAGUGGGGCAGAGGUACUGAUGUGGGGGA